This is a messenger RNA of Homarus americanus (American lobster), 4511 nucleotides long. Its product is annotated as ras and EF-hand domain-containing protein homolog. The transcript is spliced from 18 exons. NCBI's taxonomy places the organism in Eukaryota, Metazoa, Arthropoda, Malacostraca, Decapoda, Nephropidae. Gene Ontology annotation, molecular function: GTPase activity; GTP binding; calcium ion binding. Bases 570 to 2840 code for a protein of 756 amino acids. The record is from RefSeq and is a predicted model, not a curated record.
CGCCGAGUCGAUCCCUCUAGCACCAGCGUCACUCACUCACCCAGUACUAGUGUGACCCUUCACCAGUGCCACACCUCACCCCACUCACCUGAUAAUAUUAUGUUAUUAACUUAAGUUCCGUGACGUCAAAGAGAAGGUCUGUUUUUUGCGGCAAAAUCCCGAAACAUCAACAUUGCACACAGGCAGACGCAACAAUGAACACCAGUAUGUUAAGUGAGUCAAGUUUGCAGCAGUGGUGAACGUCAGUGUAUAUCUCACGUAGUGAAAUUUGGUGAAAACCUGUCCUUCAAACGUGUUGGUGAAAGUGAAUUGUGAAAAACAGUGUCGUAUUUUAUAACGUUAGCUGAUCAAGGGUGAUUUUGAAAAGCUAGAUAACUAUAACUUAUAAACGUUAUAUUGAAAUAGUUCUACAUUAUAACAAAUGAUGUUGACAAUAAGUACAUUUUACGAGUACAUCUGAAGAAAAAAUCGUAAAUUAGUACAGAAAAUUGAAGAUAAGUGCCACUGUGUACAUGUGAUGGUGCCUGAAUGAGGUGUGUCUCAGGCCAGGAGCUAAGUGUCCUUCCACCAUGAGUGUCGUGGCCACUACAGGUCAGAACGGCGGCCCCAGCCAGCUCCACCAGCUCUUCAGGACGUGUGAUAGAGAAGGCAAGGGUUUCAUCGUCGAGGAAGAGUUGAGAGAAUUGUGUUCGAGCCUCGGCAUCGCUGCAGACGAUUCGGACAUCAUCUUCAGCGACCUCGACCAAGACCAAGACGGGAAGAUUAGCUAUACAGAGUUUUCCAAAGGAUUCACAGAGUUCCUUAACCCUGGAGUCGAAGCCCAAGUCACCAGGAGGUUCUCGACAUGGAACAGCUUGGAGACGGAGAUGGAGGAGGGAGUAAAGGAGGUGGAAUGCAAACGAAGAGAGAGCGUCUACCAAGCAUGGAGCUGUCUCACCUCCAGCCUCACCCAGCUCACGAAGACCAACAUAGCGGCUGAGAGUGGUGCCCAAAUCAGGGAGUUGCUGCAGGACCUGGAGACAUCCACAGCGCCCCUGGACGUGGCCAGCCGCGUCAGCACGGUGCUCUCCACACUACUGACAGAGAUCCAACAUCUGCAGGACCACCACCACAGCCUGGAAAAGCUCUACCAGAAAGAGAGGGAACACCAUGCCACGGCCCUCAAGUCGCUGGAGAGUGAGUUGGAGGACCAGGUAGCCAAGGUGGAGGAGAAGGCGAAGCAGAAGGCGAGGCAGGAGAGUGAGGAUGAGAAGCGGCAGCUACAGGACCAGAUGGACCAAGAGAUGGCUGAGCUGCAGACCCACCUGAAGAUCUUCCAGAAGGUAGACUCGUGGCUGAAGAAGGAAGAUGGAGAAGGCGUAGACAGAAUGCAGGAGGUGAGGAGGAAGUUAGAGGAGGCCUACCACGCUAAUCGCACCUUGAACAUGACCCUCAACGAGACCACUACUAACCUGGGUCUAAUGAGGUCUGACAUGGCCCAGAUGAGGCUACAGUAUGAGGAGAAGUGUCGGGAGUUACACAAUGAACGGGAGACUGUGCUAGAAUACAUGCACCAGUACGACCACAUGAAGAGGCAGUUGGAACUAUUACACGAGGCCAACAAGAGGCUCCAGGAUACCAACGACAGUAUGAGGUCUGCCGUGGAGCAUGAGUGGAGGAGAUCCCCCAUAGGGUCCCGAUGCUCCAGUACACGAUCCUCACUACACAGGUCCAAGGAACGGAAGAGGAGUCACAGGUCUUGCUCUAUCUCCACCUGUGAUUCAAGUCGUUCUCGGUCUCCUCACCCAUCCAUUCUCUCUUCCUUUGAAAGUGAUGGGGGACUCAAGUAUGGUAUCCGGCGCCUUAUGGAUGACCUGGACUCCGGCCACUCCACACUCCCAGACACCGCUGAGGAAGGCUGCAACACCCAGGAUGAACUCAAGCUGUCAGAGAACGAGGGCCCCUUAUCGCUGGAAGAGGAACUACUUAGCCUCGAGUCACCUUCGCCUCCCGCUACACACCAGCCACAGACGGACGUGAUGUUAGCUACACUCAGGCCUAUCGACGGCAACACCCAGGGAGUCUCCAGCCCGCCUACACCCACGCCCCCGCCCAUCUUGGAGGUCAACACGCCCCCGCUCAAGCCCAGGAGGGUGAACCAACUUGUCCCCCCCACCGAGAGGAACGGUGGAAGCCCUCAGCACCAGGUGUCUUCAGGAAUGAGAACCAACAACUACGAGGCCUUGGGGCCCCCUGAGAGAACCUAUAAAGUGGUGUUUGCCGGAGACGCAGCUGUCGGCAAGUCCACCUUCAUCGUCCGUCUCUGUCGUGGCUGCUUCGUCAUUAACAUCGCUUCCACUCUUGGUGUGGACUACAAGGUCAAGACACUUCAUGUUGAUGAGAAAAACAUUGCCAUCCAGCUUUGGGAUACUGCUGGUCAAGAACGUUUCCGCUCCAUCACUAAGACGUACUUCCGACGAGCCGACGGUGUCCUUCUCCUCUAUGACGUCACCAGCGAGCGUUCCUUCCUCAACGUCCGACAGUGGAUCCAGAGUAUUGACGAGGCGUGUGAUUCCCGGGUGCCUCUGGUCCUGUGUGGUAAUAAGAUGGAUCUACGUGUCGCGGCUGCUGCUGAAGGGAGAAUCACCAUCAGUAGUGCUGACGGUGAACGCCUCGCCCGAGACUGUGGUGCUUUGUUCCUCGAGACCUCCUGCAAGAGUGGCUUCGGCGUGUUGGAGGCCCUCGUACAGCUGGCUAGACAAAUGGUCACUACAGAGGACGUGGAGGUACAGACGUCAGCCCUGAAGGUGUGCGCCUCUGAGGAGAAGAAAUCCUGUUGUGGCACCAAGAAGGAGCGAUGAAGGAACAUGAAUGUAUGACGAAACACAAAAAACUACAGAUAAAUUAAGAAGAACUGAUAAAGAAUGAAAAAAAUAGAAAGAAAAUAAGACCCACGAAGGAAAAUGUAUUCAUCUCAUUUACUUUUCAAUCUAAUUAAUUAUGUAUAUUACUGAUGCCUGACCUCUGACCUGCGGUAAUGGGGUCAGUGAUAUGUUCCUCUCGUAUAGAUACUGACCCGAUAAGCAUGACGUUGUAUAUAAUUCACUAGUCAUUAUCAUUUAACAUUCAUUAAAUACCAUAGUCUCCCCAAAAUAGAAAAUAUAAAUACAGAAAAUGGGAAUGAAAGUAAGUGAUCACAGAAAACGGAAUCAACGAAGAAAACAAUAUGUAUUGAUGAUUAUGUAAAUAAAUGUCAAACUAAAAUAAAGUACGAUAAUAUAAAUAGAGAGUAAUAAGUGAAAUAAGUCAACGAAUGAGUGUGAAACGGAAAUAAAAGUAAAUUGAAAAAAAAAAUUACAAACGAAGGAAGGAGUAGAAGAAUAGUUAUAAAAUUCUCUCAAUUAAUGGACUUGUGAGUAAAAAUAUAUAUAUGGGAAAUUUUCUGUGCACGCCAAAAAAAAAAAACUACUAAUCAAACGAAUGACGUGAAAUAAAUUGUGUUUUUCUUAAGGAGUCAAUUUAGGGUGUUUGUGCGUGUUUGUGUAUAUAUGUCUGUCUAUCCGUCUGUACUGUGUGUGUGUGUGUGUGUAAAGAAAAUGUUCACAGCUUCAAACAUGGUAUCACACACACACACACACACACACACACACACAGGCUCCUACAAAUAUCAUCUCUUUAACUGUGGACCCUUCAACAGUCUAAACACACCAGUCCUCUCUGUCCAUAGGAGUUAACAAGGGGUAACAGUACUAAGAGAUAUUUACCCUGAAGUGUUAACAAAAGUAAACAAUGAUGACUAGAAUAAUGAUGACGGACGUUGAUAUUGAUGACGUUGACUAUAAUGAAGAAUAUAUUUUAUACACUGAUAUAUUCAUAAGUUUAAGAUAAUAAUUUGAUAUAAUGAAUUGAUAUCUCCAGUAAGUUGAUCAGCUUAAUGUGAUGCCUCUUUUGUGUAUUAAGCUGACAUCCAUUUAGUUAUAGCUGUUUGUCUGUCUGUCUGUCUGUCUGUCUGUUAGUUAUAUUCGUAAGAUACAAAGUUGUGUUCACUAUUAUAAUAUUUUUUUCUUUAUUCUUUUUACUGAGGAAAUAUUAAAUAACAUAUAGGAAUAUCUAUAAGGUUUAAUAUGCAAUUUUUUGGUCAUACAUACAUACAUACAUACAUACAUACAUACAUACAUACAUACUUCCCUAUAUUUACAUCAAGAGUAUUCUGAUAAUAAGAAAUUUAACGCUAAAUUAAAAUGCAUCUUCCAAUUAACCUUAAUUACCUGUUAAUAACCUUCGAAUGACCUCUCCCUUACCUGUCCAUGACCUGAGGGGUAUUUCAGGUCCCAGGUAACGAGGUAAUAUUUUUCAUAUCACAGUUUAAUCAGGUUUUUUACAAGUUUUAUUUAUUUUAUUAUAUUAUCCCCUUUAUUUUUAUUUUGAGUUUAUUCAUUGUGAUGUUUUAGCGAUGUUGAGUAAUUAAUGUAAAUUUAUUUCAUUUAUUUGUAUUGUAGUUGAUGUUGUAUGAUGGUGAAUAAAAUGAUGAA